UCCCGGGCUUGAUUAAUGGCCCCUGCCCGGGACCUUCCAAUGUUUCUCCUUUGUCUGCGUUUUCUAUCUCUGGCUUCUCGGUAUCGUCUGUGGAGGAUAAAUUGGAUGGGGAUCAUUUUGUUGCUUCUUGUAAAAUUAUAAACAAUAAAACAUCCAUCCAAACUCACGCACUGAUCGAUACCGGUUGCUCCGGAUUCGCAUUCAUUGAUGAAACAUUUGCGCGCCAUAACAACUUCCCAUUUCUCCCCCUCAAAUCACCCCGCACUCUUGAAGUCAUCGACGGUCGGCCCAUAUCUUCCGGACAAAUUACCCUCCUCUGCUAUCUGCCGCUAUCCAUUGACUCCCACCAUGAAACUAUCCCUUUCUUCGUCACCAAACUCGGCUCGUACCCACUCGUCCUCGGAAUCCCCUGGCUUCAAUUGCACGAUGCAACAUUACGGUUUAAGGACAAUAGCAUACUGUUCGACUCCGAAUACUGCAAACGCAAGUGCAACUCUUCCCCGAUACCCGUUCCCAUUAGAGGGGUUGCACCACCGCCCCGUUUUCACCUCGUCAGUUCAGCUGCUCUUUGUCGCUUUGCUCGAAGAGACAAGCUCCAAAUCCUUAGUACAACUAUUGAGGAAAUAGAUCAAGCAACGGGCGAGGCCCCUAAGCAAGACUGGAGGAACCGGGUCCCAACCCGGUAUAAGAGAUUUCAUAAAAUGAUGGACGAAGAAUUCGCUAACGAGAUGCCGCCUCGCCGCCCCUAUGAUCAUAAGAUACCCCUCAAGGAAGGGAAAGAGCCCCCUUUUGGGCCACUUUAUGGUAUGUCCCGCGAGGAACUCAUCGUGCUGAAACAAUACAUACAGGACAACCUUCAAAAGGGGUUCAUUCAGGCCAGCUCUUCGCCUGCCGGUGCCCCUGUCCUAUUUGUUAAAAAGGCCGAUGGAACACUCCGUCUUUGUGUCGACUAUCGUGGCCUCAACGAACUUACUGUUAAAAACCGCUACCCGCUACCACUCAUCCGGGAAACUCUCGACCGCCUUUCCAAAGCCAAGUGGUACACCAAACUUGACCUUCGCCAAGGGUACAACCAGAUUCGAAUGGCUGAGGGUGAAGAAUGGAAAACAGCCUUCCGAACGCGUUACGGACAUUUCGAAUACACCGUAAUGCCCUUCGGCCUCACCAAUGCACCAGCCACCUUUCAACAUUUUAUUAAUGAUUGUGUCCGUGAUUACCUUGAUAUGUUCUGCACAGCCUACCUUGACGAUAUCCUUAUUUACAGCGACACCUUCGAGGAACAUCAAGCACAUGUCGAAAAAGUACUGGAAGCCCUACAAAGAAAUGGAAUACUGCUGAAACCGGAGAAAUGCGAAUUUCACACACAAAGCACCACCUAUCUUGGCCUGAUUAUCGAACCCAAUGGUAUUAAAAUGGACCCAAGGAAAGUGGAGACAGUGAAGAAUUGGACCGUCCCCAAAACAGUUAAGGAUGUACAAGCAUUCCUAGGUUUUGCUAACUUUUACCGCCGAUUCAUACGCGGAUUCUCGGAACUGGCUUCUCCUCUUACCAGACUGACACGUAAGGACACAUCAUUUGGAUGGACAGCCGAAGCCCAAUCCGCCUUCAAUGCCCUGAAAGAAGCCUUUACCACGGCGCCCAUUCUUACUCAUUUCGACCCGGAAAAGGAAAUUACUGUAGAAACCGACGCAUCUGACUAUGUCUCCGCCGGCGUACUCUCCCAAUACGAUGACAAUGGUAUCCUCCGACCUGUUGCAUACUUCUCGAAAAAACACUCCCCCGCCGAAUGCAACUACGAGAUUUACGACAAGGAAUUACUGGCAAUUAUUCGGUCUUUUGAGGAGUGGCGACCGGAACUUGAAGGGGCUGCACACCCAAUCGCCGUCAUAUCCGAUCAUAAGAAUCUUGAAUACUUUAUGAGUACCAAACAACUCAACCGGAGACAAGCACGGUGGGCAGAAUACCUGUCACGGUUUAAUUUUGUUAUCAAAUACCGACCAGGGAAACAAGGAGGGAAACCGGACGCGUUGACAAGAAGAUCAGGAGAUCUCCCUGGAGAGGGGGAUGAAAGACAAUCGCAUCAGAGUCAAGUUGUGUUGAAGAAGGAGAAUCUCGAUGCAAAGCUAAGUUUGUUGGCGGGUUCUUUCUCAAAUGAGCCCGCUGAAAAGAACGCCUCACUGCAGGAAUUAUUCGAUGAAGGAUAUAGCGCUGACCCGUUUCCCCAAAAGAUACUGGAUAUGCGGAAUAAAGGCGAUCGACAAUCAAAGGACAUAUCACUCGCCGAAUGCACCGAGGUCGAAGGCCGAUUGCUUUACCGAGGCAGCAUAUAUGUCCCUGAUUACGACCCUCUUAAGCUUCGAAUCCUCCAACUUUACCAUGACGCUGCCUCUGCUGGACACCCGGGACGCGAAAAAACAUUCGAACUCGUCAGUCGGGACUACUACUGGCCCCUCAUGCGAAAUUAUAUUGCCCGCUACGUUCGGAACUGCCACACCUGUCAACGAAGCAAACCCAACACCCAUGGAAAACUCGGCGUACUUCGACCUUUACCGAUUCCCGAACAACCAUGGCAGGAGGUAUCGAUGGACUUCGUUACUGGCCUACCGGAAAGUGAAGGGUACGAUGCAAUUAUGGUAGUGGUUGACCGGCUAACAAAGAUGCGACAUCUCCUGCCCUGCAAUACUACUGUCAACUCCGAAGACGUAGCCCGACUAUACCUGCGGAACAUAUGGAAGCUCCACGGGCUACCCACACAUAUCACCUCCGACCGCGGUACGCAAUUUACAGCUAAGUUUUGGAAGGCUCUUUGUAAACACCUCAAUAUCGAGGCAAGGAUGUCCACCGCCUUCCACCCGGAAACCGACGGCCAAACCGAAAGGCUGAAUGCUGUGAUGGAGCAAUAUCUACGUGGGUAUGUCUCUUAUCAACAGGACGAUUGGGUAAAAUGGCUUCCUAUGGCAGAAUUCUCCGCCAACAAUCAGGUCUCCGCAUCCACUAAAGCUACACCAUUCUUCGCGAACUAUGGGUUCCACCCCCGGUUUACAGUGACGAUCAAAUCGCUUGACAAGACCCCGCCGAGUCUCAAUGCUAAAGACUUCGCCUCGAAGAUGAAGGAACUCCAUGAGCACCUACGUUCCAAUAUCCGCACAGCGCAGGAUCAACAGGAGCAGGCCGUCAAUACUAAACGAACGCCGGCCCCACGGUACGAUGUCGGUGAUAUGGUGUUUGUUUCAGCGAAAAACAUCCGAACGACGCGUAACUCCCGGAAGCUGGACUGGAAGAAACUGGGACCGUUCCCCGUUAAGGAAAUUAUAUCGUCAUACGCGUAUCGAGUCGACCUGCCUAGAAGUAUGAAGAUGCACCCCGUCUUCCAUGUAUCAUUGUUAGACCCCGCUGCGAAUGAUCCCGUCCCAGGACAAAUUCAACCACCACCCCCACCCAUUAUCGUCGAACAAGAGGAGGAGUAUGCAGUUGAGGAAAUCUUGGAUUCGCGAGAAUUACGAAACACUGGCCUGCAAUACUUUGUUAAGUGGACGGGCUAUACCGACCCUACUUGGGAACCCGCCGCAUACCACGAUAAUACCGCCGCCGUUGAUACCUUCCACAUACGCUACCCCGACAAACCUGGACCAUUGGAAGGAAAGAUUAAGGUUAAGGCUCGCAGGAGCUCGCGCUUGAAGGGAGGGGCUACUUUCAUGGAUCGACUAGUGGAGGUACGGGGUUACGAAGAGUUGGAUUAG
This is a messenger RNA of Morchella sextelata, 3740 nucleotides long. RefSeq lists its product as uncharacterized. Gene Ontology annotation, biological process: DNA integration. The record is from RefSeq and is a predicted model, not a curated record. NCBI's taxonomy places the organism in Eukaryota, Fungi, Ascomycota, Pezizomycetes, Pezizales, Morchellaceae. The annotation marks the transcript as partial. The transcript has a single exon. Gene Ontology annotation, molecular function: nucleic acid binding.